CCACUGACCACCAAUGUAAGGAACAUUCUCCCCAGUGAUCACCAAUGUAAGGGACAUUCUUCCGGCUUAACACCAAUGUAAGGGACAUUCUUCCGGCUUAACACCAAUGUAAGGAACAUUCUUCCCAAUGAUCACCAAUGUAAUGAGCACCCUUCCCAAUGAUCACCAAUGUAAGGAGCAUUUUUCCCAAUGAUUACCAAUGUAAGGAGCACUCUACCCACUGACCACCUAUGUAAGGGGCAUUCUUCCCACUGUCUCCCAAUGUAUGGGGGCCCUAUAUUGACCACCACUGAAAUGGGCAUUUUUCUCACCGACCACCAGUUUAACAGGACAUUCUUUGCACUGGCCAAGUGCAAAGAAGCUCUCAUUGACUACCAAUGUAAAAGUGUUUCCUGUGAGCUGAAUAUUAUUUUAAGG
Molecule: messenger RNA, 417 nt
Organism: Staurois parvus
Lineage: Eukaryota; Metazoa; Chordata; Amphibia; Anura; Ranidae
Source: the annotation of a GenBank genome assembly